Molecule: messenger RNA, 3863 nt
Organism: Paralichthys olivaceus (Japanese flounder)
Lineage: Eukaryota; Metazoa; Chordata; Actinopteri; Pleuronectiformes; Paralichthyidae
Product: organic cation/carnitine transporter 2-like
Biological process (GO): transmembrane transport; quaternary ammonium group transport
Cellular component (GO): membrane
Molecular function (GO): quaternary ammonium group transmembrane transporter activity
Source: RefSeq, a predicted model, not a curated record
CCUCCGCGUCUCUUGUCAACUCUGCCCCACUUUACGCGUCUGCAGCGCGCAGCUCCGCAGGCAGCAUGAGCGACUAUGAAGACGCAACCACCUUCCUGGGAGAAUGGGGCCGUUUCCAGCAGCAGGUGUUUUUCCUCCUCUGUCUGACCGUGGUGCCCAACGGCUUCACCGCCCUCUCCAUUGUGUUUCUGGCCGACACUCCGCGGCACCACUGCGUCGUGCCGGCGCGCGUAAACCUCACGGCGGCGUGGAGGAACAGCAGCAUCCCUCUGGAGGUGGAUAGCGGAGGAGAGCUGGUGCCCAGCAAAUGCCUCAGAUACAAACUGGAUGAUCUGCUGAGCUUCUCAGAGAGAGGUUUGAUGCCCGGCGUCGAUGUGAAUCUGACCGAGGUGCCAAAAGAAGGCUGUCUGGACGGGUGGGACUAUGACCAGAGCGUCUACAUCUCCACCAUCAUAUCCGAGUGGGACCUGGUGUGUGAUAACAGGUGGAAGAACCCGUUGACUUCCUCUGUCUACUUUGGUGGGGUUCUCGCCGGUUCUGUUAUUUCAGGGCAGCUCUCAGACAGGUAUGGGAGGAAAAUCGUGUUGUUUGUUACCAUGGCCGUCCAGACGGUGUUUGCACUCAUCACGGUGGCUUCUCCAUCCUGGCCUGUGUUCUGCGCUUUGUUCUUUGUCGUUGGGUUGGGACAUAUCUCUAAUUAUGUGUCCGCAUUCGUCUUAGGGACAGAGAUUCUUGGCCCACGCGUGCGGACGAUUUUCUCCACCAUGGGUGUGAGUGUUUUCUUUGGUGCAGGCUACAUGCUGCUGCCACUCGUGGGCUUCUUCAUCAGAAACUGGAGGAUGCUCAUCCUCACCCUCAACCUGCCUGGCUUGCUUUGUUUUCCUCUCUGGUGGUUCAUUCCAGAGUCUCCUCGGUGGCUGCUCUCUCAGGGUCGGGUGGAGGAGGCUGAGGCCAUAGUGAGAGAUGCUGCUAGGAAGAACAAAAUUGAGCCUCCGCCAGUCAUCUUCAGUCCCCCGCAGUAUAAACGUCAGUCCAAGGAGAGGACGACCCAUAACAUCUGCGAUCUGCUGCGUUCCCGAAACAUCCGCGGGAUUUCUCUCACGCUGUGGCUGGUGUGGAACACCCUGACCAUUGGCUACUUCGCAUUGUCCCUGAACACGGUGAACCUUCACGGCAACGCGUACUUCAACUGCUUCCUGUCGGCUCUGGUCGAGCUGCCUGCCUACACUUUGUCGUGGGUUUUGUUCCGCUGGGUUUCCAGACGACUGAGCAUCUUCUCGACGCUCACCAUGGGAGGACUGUCUCUACUCUUCAUACAGCUCAUACCAGCAAACCUGAUUCCUCUGGCCAUAACGCUCGAGAUGAUGGGGAAGUUUGCCGUGUCGACGGCCUUCGCCGUCGUGUAUGCCUACACAGCAGAGGUCUACCCAACCGUGCUGAGGAACACAGCUAUUGGUACCUGCUCCAUGGCCUCCAGAAUAGGCAGCAUCACCGCUCCAUACUUCAUUUACUUGAGAAGCUAUUCCGUAUCACUGCCUUACAUCCUCAUGGGAAGUCUGAUGGCUCUGGCAGGGUUGCUGAGUCUCCUGCUGCCCGAGAGCUAUGGAAUGCCUCUGCCCGACACCAUCACUCACAUGCAACACUUCCCUGGAUGUUGUCAGAAGACACCUUACACGGCCACACACACCGAGGAAGACAAGGACAUUUCCAGGGAAAAGAUCCAGUUGAAACUUGAACAAUGAGCAGCACUGACAUCCAGCUAUUGAUGGAAGAAACCGUACAACCCUUUCUCACCAGAAGGUAUUUUAAGUGACAUUAUAUCAACAUCUCCAUAGAGCUGGAAUAAUGUCUUCUGUGAGAGAGCAUCAUGUUGUCAAAUGAAAAGUGUAUCUCCCAACCAGUGCAACUACACUUAUAUGACUGCUGCUUCACUGGUAAAUUAGAAUCAUAUAUGAUACUUAUAAUACAGCAAAAUGUUUUAAUAUAAUUAUUUUCACAUUUAGUGUAGCUGCAAUUUUUCUUUCACUUUUAAAAUGUGAAAACAUUUCUGAAUAAUCUUUGUGAUGGAACCAACAUGCACAGACUGACCUGAAAGGUAGAAAGUUGUUCAUAAUAACUGUUUUUCAUGGUGUUGUAUCAAGGGAUGGCUUUUCAUUGCAGGACGUAGAUUCAAAUUGAUGUAGAUACAAUAUUCAACAGAAAAAGGCUGCAAAGAUACACACAUUUCUCUUGUGUAACGAAGGCUUGAGACAAUCAGUCUUGAUAAAGAUGAGGGUAUUUUGGUUGUGAGUGAUAUAUUAAAAGAAUUAUCUGUGACAUUUUCUGCUUUGUUGCAAUUUCUUAUCUGAACACUCAUCAAUUGAGCACAGACAUACACAUAUAGAUGGAAACAAGACGCACACAAUCCCAGUAAAUAUUUCCAUGGCUGCACAAAACAAUCAAUCGCAAGAUAUGUAAUGUAUAUGUAUGUCUUUCUAUAUAUUCUUUUUACUGGGUUAUGAAAAAUAGUGUUACACUCAAAUCUGUGAAAGCCACUUGGUUAUGAUUUCUGUCACCACUGUAAACUGUGCAGUAUUUAGAUUUUUCUCAACCAGCACUCAACUGAUUGACAGAGGAACCAAGGAAACACAGAGUCGACUGAAAUAAUAAUUUUUCCCACCCCAUUAUCGUUAACAUACCUGUAGCAUGAAUGUGCGUGCAUAAACAAGAUAUAAUCUUUUCUGUAUAUUUAUGUAAACAAAACACAUUUUGUUAAAUUUCCUGAGACCAGGGAUGUCACGAUAUGAAAUUAUGGUGCCACGAUUAUUGUCAGAGGAAAUAUCACGGUUUCACGAUUAUAGAUACUAUAGAAGGAAAGAGACACACAACAAACAACAUAUGGCUAUUAAUAAAUCUAAUGAACUAAAAUAUUUAUUAUUAUCAUCAACAAUAUCCAGUUAGUUUUUAAAGUGUGAAGUUUGGCUAUUUAAAAGUAAUUUAUGUAAGCUAUUUUAUUUAGUUGCCUUAUUGUGGAAGGUUGGUCAGUGAAUUUGUGUUUCCGCUGUGAACAACUAUAUAAGGCCGUUAAGUCAGUACCUUCUUCUCAACUAACGUUUCAGUUGCUCGUGCACACAGAUUACGUGACUCGCGAGAGGCCGGACACCAUAGUUCGGUAUCGGAUAUUGGAAAUCGCGACGUUAUGAAACCGCGGAUAUCGUAAAAUCGGUUAAUCGUGACAACCCUACCUGAGACUAUAAGAAAGUUAACCUAAUUUAUAAGAUGCUUUACAAUUCUAACAUAUAUGACUUAACUCAACUUAUUUCAAUGUCACAUUCUACUGCUGGAAUAAACUUUUCUUUUAACCAGGGCCGGUCCAGCCAUCUUCUACGUCCACCUCUACCAAUACUGGGAUAAAUCAUAAAUACCCUGUUUUAGAUUGAUGCUGAAAAACUAGUGGAUACAUGUGUUACCUGUAGACUAGACAACUGUAAUUCUCUAUUAUCAGGACAGAUCGAUAAGUCUAUGAUAAAAAAAACCUGAAAAAAAUGCUGCAGCAUGAAUACUGACGGUAACUAUAGAAAUCACAUUUCUCCAUUCUUAACUUCUCUGCAUUUGCUCCCUGUAAAAUCUAGAAUAGAGUUCAAAAUCCUCCUGAACCUAUUUAAUUGCAUAGAUAUCUUUACUCGUAACAUUUCUCUCCUCCAAAUCCAACCUAUCGAGACAGACGGCUUCUUCCCCCGACAAGUUUUUCUUCUCCAACGCUUUGAGAUAAUGCAUACAGAUGUUAAUCACUGUAUACAUAAAACACUUGAUAAUCAUAGUAGACUGUCCUGGUGCGGCACGUGUACUGUUUUUCUUUUCCCACUGAUGCAUGGACAACUUAU